Messenger RNA from Porites lobata, 10929 nucleotides. Lineage: Eukaryota; Metazoa; Cnidaria; Anthozoa; Scleractinia; Poritidae. The record is from the annotation of a GenBank genome assembly.
GAAGAAAGCAAGCCAAGCUGGGAACCACCCAAACCAGGAGGUAAUUUAUAAUUCACUAACUCCCGGUAUAGGUGGUUUCCAGCCUGGCUUAGAAUCAAGUUAGUUCUUGGGGAAGUUUUCGAUCCAAAAUAUUGAGUGGGAUUGAAAAGCUUGGGUACUUACGAUAGUACGAUAAGACAACAUUGCAGCCGAUCGGUACCAAAGCGGACCAAAGGACAGACCACCUAGUUUCUUGCAGCGACGUUAAUACUAAAAAUGCUUCACCAACGUUAAUACGAAGAUCUACAUCAGCAGUGGUUAGCAGUACGCAGUCUAAAUUUCAUGUUAGAUAACAACUAAAAACAAUUAACGAGCCUAGUUAUUACUAUACAUACCGCAAGGAAUAAUGGCUUUUAUUACAAAGUUCUUUAUGUGUACGGCGUCUCACUAAUUCAAGAUAGAUACGCAGGAUAAUCAGACGCUAGUGAAGGAAAAUGCAACACAAGGCCAGCCCUGAGUUCUUCGAAACCCGGAUACCUUAAACCUGCUGUCAGUGUAAAGAUUUGUUAUUAGAAUCGCCAUUUAGCCUUACUAAUCAUGUAUGUUUUUAUUUAAUGCUGUUUUGUUUCUCUAUUUGCGGUACAGCUAAAUUCGCCUGGAGGAAAAAAGGCAAGCUCGGAGCCACCUAUAUGUGUAUCACUAUAAACACUCAGUUGCGCGCGCAAAUUUGUCAACGUACAUUUGAAAUUUAACUGUGACAUACGCGCGCAUCUGUACUCCUAACUGUGUUCACCAAACUCUGUGAAACACAGUUAAAAUAGCCUGAAGUAAUCCUUUCCAUUUGUUAAAUUGGUUGUAAAUCUCGGUGACAUUCAUAAACUUUUGCCUUAACAAUGAAAAGAAGACGAGAGAGCGCGCGCGCAUUUUUGGAGUAUGCCAUACAUGGUAAUUCGAAGCCUUUAUGACGUCGAGUAAUUCGUGAGUGUAGUAACUCGACUGAGCCUUUUUGUACGACUAAGUUGUGUUUAUAUUUGGAGUCGUAAUUUGCGAUUUUUGAGGAUAUAAGUUUCACCCAAAACGGGAACAAUGGCUUCUAUAAGUGAAGGUAUAAGUAGCUAUAAUAUUUUAUCCGUUGUUCUCGAAUUAUACAAUUUUGGUCGAUAAACUCUUUCAUAAUCUUUUCUGUAAGUCUUGAUAGCAAUAAUGAUUUUUUUCAUUUACUAACAUUUGUUUUUCUUUCCACAGCUUUUCAUGUUCAACCUGGAGAGGUUCAUCCAUACUGGGAGCCACCUCCUUUACCAAAAGGUACUUUUUUUCGUUGGCUAAAAAAGUAUAUUUCUCUCAGCGAAUCCCAAGUUUUUGUGCGAAUUUGCUGGUCUAAAACUUGCUGGUCUAAACAUUUCUUACAAGAAAAUUAUGAAUAGAGGAAAUAAAUAGUAAGAGCCUUAAAUCAUAUUUGGUGGUUGUUUUCGUCUUUUUAAAAUUGUUUUCAUUCCUUGGAUUUGAGGAAUCAAAAAUAAAUUCAUUUCCCGUAACAGCCUCGAGGUUGCAACGUUUUAAAAAUUAUGAAUAGAGGAAAACAAAUUCAAAGAUAAGAGUUUCCUUCUGGAAAAAUUGAAUUUUCAUGGUUGUUCCUAAAAUGUUGAACUGAUUUUUUCUGCCAGUUUGUUUUUCUUGUCACGCUUUUCAAAAUGGAUUUCAAAACCAUUGACAGAUUUCAGAAUCUGGGAAAUGAAAGUCUAUCAAAGUCCUCGAAGUUUGGGUCGAAGGAAUAAUUCGUAUGCAAGAUAUCCGAAAAUGUUUUAAAAUUUAAAUUCUUUUUGUUGCCUUCUUGUCAUCCGGAUGAGCUCAUUUUUCAAACCAACAGAAAAUCUGUUACAAAUUUUGCAAAAGUAAAUUUAACCUAGAGGAACUCAUAAACAUUAAAGUAAUACUUUUUCUAAAAAACUGUUUGAAAAAAUUGAAAAAAGUUUCAUUGACACUCUUUGACCGUUCCGUCAAAAAAAAGUUGAAAAUGAUUUUAUUCUGCCACGAACCCUUUUGAGUUUGUUUGAAAAUUUUUUUGAGCCUCAAUACUUUGAAAGUAAAAUCUCAAUAGGAUCGAUAGUUUUGUAGUUUGAAUUUUUGUGACGUCAUGUGAAAACCAACAAUAUUUAAGUGUAAAUUUUUCCCCACAUCUUUUACGUGUAGGUGAUCAGGACGGUAAAGAGUUAAGCUCUAGUCAUUAUAACUUAUUAACUAUAUGAAUUUUUUUGCCACAGCUCUCCAGGAAAAGAUUGAUAAAAAGAAUCUUGUUAAGAAGCCGGAUUAUAAAGAAGGUAGUUUGAAGCAAGUUAUUGUUCUCUUCGUUUUUUCAAAGGGAUUCUCGAUCUAGCGAUUAAUCUUGAUUUGUACUGCAUCAUCAAUUAAUCUGAUUGCACUCUUCCCCACAAAGCUGUUCAGCGAGUUAGGCUUGGCAAAAUCCGAAAUUACAACGUUCUUUUUCAAAGUAUUUUCUUUUUUGUGGGGAGGGGAGUGUUGUUGCUUUCGACUUAAAUUUGCCGCCUUAAAUAAUUCAGAGAAUCCUAACGAUCGAACAAGUCAACCAUAAGAUAUAUUUCCUACUAAUCAUGCCGGCUUGUUUCUCGAUUUCUUCCGUAGAUUCUGAGCUUAACAUUUAUGCUCAAAUAACUCGACAACGGACCGACCUUAUUAGACCAAAAGGUACUUACUGUCGACUACCUUGUAAUCCUUUGAUGCGCAUAGAUUUUUUUAAUAUAUAUUUUCUUCGAGUUUUGUUUCAGUAGCACUACCUUAUUGGUCUUAAAAUUUCAGCAUUUGACCAUAAAAUAUACUAUAAACUCUAGCUGAAGCUUAUAUGAGAGUAACCAAACACAUUACAAAUGAAUCGGUAACCGUAACGUUAUCAGUCCAUACUAAUCACAUUAUUAACAAGUAAGACCUGUGAUCGCCAGGCCGUUUUAUCUGCAACUUUUCGAUUGUUUUUUAUCAGUUACAAUUUUACCUAAAAUAUUUCCAAUGAUCCGUUAGAUCUAGUAUAGUAUUUGACCACCACUGCAUGUUCUCACUCUUGGUUAAUUGAUAUUUGUAUAACGGCAUAUAUAUUUUUUCUACAGCUAUAAGGCUUAAACCCGGCGAUAAAAAUCCGUUGCUAUGGGAAACGAACGGCGUUAAACCGCCAGGUAACGUGUCCUGAGUUUCUUCUGAAGCUGUUUUUUAAUUUACUUUUCCCCUUCACUUGUUUUCUUGUAAAAAAAUAUUUCUCAUUGGAAAAUAUUAUUUACCUUAAGGCGUUUUGGUUUUAUAUUCAGUUAAUCGGAUUGAAAAUGAUGGAAGAGAUCCUUACUGGAACCCGCAAGCAGAAAUCCCGUUCGGUUACUAUGGCGUUCAGGUAAUUGAUUAUUUGUAAAGCGAAAACCCUGUCCGUCAACAAUGAAGUCUGUUCCCAGGGUUCUCUCCUCUUCCUUAGAACAGUGGGGCCGAGCUUGGUUGGUAGAAAGUAAGUUGGGAUAGCCUUUUAAAUUUUGUUCCUUGCUCUGAGCUAAGGAAAGCCAUUUCUUGGAUCUUGAAUAUUUUAUUAUUCUCUCAGUUAGUAGAUAGAGUCAAAGUGGUCUUUUUGUAAGCAAAAUCAAGGAAAUCCGGCAUACUGAAAUUUGACUGCAAACUUAGUUCAAAGGCAAAAGACCUUUCACUCCCUGCAAAAUUAUCAAACUUAUUAUUUUAAGAAGACAUAAACUGAGACUAUUAAAUGGCUGACAGUAGGGUUUAUAAAAGUUAAAAUAUUUUUUUUUCCAGCCCGUUCCCGUUCAGUACCAACAGUUCCCGUAUAAUCCUGCAGUUCAGCAAGGUUGGGCUGGCGGAAUUCAACUGCAGCCAGGUCAUGCCCCAUUUAUGUAAGUUUUUACUUUUUACGCACCUAUCCAUAAGCCUGGCCUUUUAUGCAAAAAUGACCUCCACGUUCUUCUGUUGUCAGGUAAACAUUCAUGGUAAAUCUAUGGUAUUGGCUCAGACAGAAACAAAUUGUUCACAUAAAUAAUGUUAUCAUCAGUUUUCAUGUUAGCUCCAUAUUAUUUUGUCACACAGGCAACCAUACUGGACUACGACUACAGCACAACAACAAUAUGCAGCUCAACAGCAAUUUGCCGCAAUGCAAGCUCAGCAAUAUGCAACACAGCAGCAGCAAGUUGCGGCACAACAGCAGCAAGUUGCGACAGAACAACAGAACGAUGCAACUCCGCAUCGGAAAGUUGCCACAAAACAUCAGCAAGGUCCGAAACAACAGCAAGAUGAGGAAAAGAAACAAGAAGAAAAGACCUGCACCACCAAGACUAUUGAAAAACGUCUCGAGUAGGUUUUAGUUUGUAGGUGACAAUUGCUGCUAGCGAAUUUAUUUGUCUUAUCGUUAGCGGCGUUUAUAACUGCUUGAAGUGUCAAUGGAGUUACAUGUAUAUAUUUUACCUGAACGUGGCAAAGAUAGCUGGCACAGCAUUUUUAUCAAACAAAUAUCUCAGUUCUUUUAAUCAUUUGUGCAAUACUUGAUAAGCACAAGUUUGAUUGUAGGCUCCAUUUCUGGCUAUUUAAGAGGGCUUCAAAGCAAUUUCUACUUUAGCAUGCGUGGGAUGACACCAAACGCGUGCCCAAAAACGCUACCAAUCUCGUCACCAAUGCUCUCGGAUCUUACGGCUCCCUAGCUUGUACAAAGACCCUCUAUUUUCUCUUCAAAGUCCGUCGAGCGCGGGAGAUAAAAUAUAAACCGCAGGGGAUUUAUUGACCGCCAGGGAGCAAGGGGGUAGUGAUGUUUCUUUCUCGCGCUCCGCGCUCGUUCUCUCGCGUUCGCCGAUGUUUUUGAGAAGAACGAAAAGAAAAAUAAAACAACGUCUGUGUACAGGCUAACGGCUGCCAAUGAGGUUAAGAUUGAUCUUGAGACGGUAGAUAGAGGGUCCCCAUAGUAGAGUGUUUUCACUCACGUGGUCAGCAUCUAUGGAAAUUUAUUGAAACAAAAGAAGGCGUUUGCAUAAGAAAGGAAUUCAAUUCUCAACAUGGCCUCCGUUUCUUUGUUUUGGGACACCAACAUGGCCGCCGUGACGUCAUCAUUGUGAAAACACUCUAUAGGUUUUUCGGGAUCCGAUAGUUCACUUAUUUGAAGCUCGGGAUUCGAGAUUUUGAAGCACAAUCGGACAAGAUUCGGGAUUUUAAGUAUGCACGUGAGUUAGAAUGCCCAAAUGACACGCGGGAUUAUGGGAUUAAAGAACCCUACUGGGGACUUUCGUAUAUAAUCAAGGCUAAAGUAUUUGCUCUAUUUUUUACCCAGAGACAUGAAACAAACUCUGGAUAAAGAAAGAGAGGAAUUCUCCUUGAAAUUGAAACGACAAUCAAGAAGAGUCAGUGAUCUUGAAAUCAAAGACAAACAACAACAAAAUGAGGUAAGAUAGGAGUCAAGGGCAUUUGUUGAUAGAUAGAGAACCAACCAUAGUCUUGUGACGGGCUCCUUGAGAGAAGUAGAUGAUAUUGCUGUUUUAUUUCAAUUAUGUGAUAAACUAAGGGAUUUUUAACCAUAUUCAUCUAAAGCUCCUGUGGAGUUACGAAGAAGAUAUCAAACAAACAGACAAAAAAACUUCUGUUUGCAGGUUGAACUAUAUUUUCUUCUUUUACUGUAACUAAUAUAGACUUGAAAAAGAAGCCAAAAUUAAUAGGUAAUCAGUUUCUCCUCAAUGGGAAAACCUUGAGUAAGCAACAGGCAGAAAACAGUGCUCGGAAAUACUUGUUUGCCGUUUGUUAUGACUUUUCAUGUACAAGGAUAAUAAUUAGUUCAGUAAUAACUAGAUAUAUUUCGUAUACAAUUUACGCAGAUCAAGGAACAGACAAAAGCAAGAGAGAUUGCGGAGGACAUGUAAGAACAUUUUUAAUGCCGUAGACUAUUUCGAUUCAGGGGUCAGGGGCGGACCGUGGAUCCAGGAAUUUUUAAUUGGGAAAGGGGGGGGGGAGGGUUGGUUCAGAAAGGCCCGUUGAACUUUUUUGUGGCAAAUUACUUCUCACACAGACGACCACGUGUUUCUCAAUCUGUGAACGCCGGUCGCCAUUGGCGCUGCAAGUACUGCUUUGCGAGCAGAAGCGCACAGAUGAUAGGAGGGUAGACAAAAACAACUACAUUUUUAAAUCCCUGUGGUUAUGGCGCGUUUAUAAAAAAACGGUGAUAUACGAUUCUGUCGAUGAAGAAUUGCAGGUCUAAAAAAGCGUCAGGUCUGAUGGGGGGGGGGGUCCGACCCCCAAGGCCCUCCCCCUGGAUCCGCCACUGGUGGUGGAAAAUAUUUAAUGUAUGAUCAUGUCCAAGAAUCUCCAUGCUGACUUCAGGGAUACUUUUAUUUUCGUUGUAAAUUCAAGGUGGAAGAAAAUUGAGGAGGAGAAGAAUGCCUUGGAUGCCAUGAAGCAAUCAUUGGAGAAGGAAGGCGGCAAGAUAAACCGGGUUCUCUUGGUAUGACUUUUUUCUUAUUCCUGAAAACGUUAACAAAUUUGUAGUCUCCCUUGCAGCCGUUUUUACUGUCGUGACGCAUGACGCUCCUCCCCCUCAAACGACUACUAGCUAUGAGGCAUCGAUUGAUUAUACGAAAGUUUCAAGCUAACUUAAAGUUUAUUCAUUUCUUAGAAAACAGAACGUGACCUUUCAAAAGCACAGGAGAGGAUCCUUAAUUUGGAAGCUGAUAAUGAAGCACAAAGAAGAAAGCUCGAGAAAUUCACAGAUGAAUUAUCUCAGGAAUUUUCCGCACUUCGCGCCACUUAUAACGAGGUAAGUGGAAUUUAAUAUAUAAACUAUGUAAAAUUAUUUAUAGGAACUCUCCCCUUAAAAAAAGAGACGUUAGCUAUCCCCACUUCCCUAUACUACAUGGUAUGCAUAAAUAAAAGCAUGAGUUAAGAUUUAACUUUAACCCGGGGACACCUCUCCAGAACACACGCCUAAAAGGCACCAAAAGUUUGUAAAGGACAGCUCUUGUAUUUAUUGGCUUACACUGUAUACAUGUCUUUCUGAUUUUGUGUCUUUUGUUUUCUCUCUGCGAUGCAAAGUUGCAAGAAAGACUGCGAGUUGAAGAACGGUAAGUGCUUUAUCUCUUUUGCUUUUAGAAAUUGUAACAACUGAACAAAUCUGAACAAAUUGAACAAAUUUUCAGAAUUACCUUCAUUUUCUGUUGUGAAGCUGCAAUGAAGGCUUUUAUGAAACGACAUAGAAAGAGGCCAAUAAAAGUAUUUAAAGAAAAAAAGGGAAAAAAUAGCAAAAUCGAUUUCAGGAAAAACUAAAAAUGUGUUGCAUUCUACAGGGAUCUAAAAGUAGGUGACAAGGACCCGGGGAACAUCUUUGAUCUUGAGUAAAUUACAACUCACAUCCCAUGUAGUUUAUUGGUUUUUACAGUAGAUAGAUAACUACUCCCAGUUGGUACCUAAGCUUUAGCAAAGGCACCACAAUAACUGAUUAUUUCUUUAAAUUGUUUUAUUUUAGCACCACUUCACAGACCAUACAUGGACUGAAAGAUGAGGUACCUUGUCUGUAGCUUGAACACACUGAAUAUUGCUUUUUUUUAAACAAAAAAUUGACAUGUUUUAUAGGACAAGCUAAAAUCAACAGAUAUAGUUUUUCUUCUUUGAACUGGUUUCUAUCUUUUUUGCAGAAGUUAUUUUUGUAGUACUUGUCAACAAAUUACUAUAGGGUACUCCACAAUGAAAAGAACGAGUUUUGAAAGCAUACAUUAGCAUACAUUAGCAUAGUCAUUGCAGAAGAAUUUGGAACUGCGGUAGGAUUAGCUCAGCCGGUAAAGCGCUUGUUUGCAGAGCGAAAUGUUGCCGAUACCCGACCAAUACUCAGGGUUGUAAAUUAGCUGAGAAAUGAAGGCUGUAACUUCGCAUGGUUUGGACAACCACGGCGGCGGUUCCGUCUCAGUAGUAGACCUAAAUAGUUGUCCCAGUUAGUACUUUCGUGCUAAAUACAUUUACACUCCUGUAACGCGCAUUUUUAUUGUUAUUCUUUUCGUCUUUAGUAUGAAAUGCUAACGAAAGUUUUUCAAACUUGCAGGUCGCUUAUUUUAAAUCGUCUUACCAGAAAACCACCGAAGAGUAAGUAAGACAUUAUUAGGUAGAAUAAAUCCUCAAAGUUUCUUUUUCGGCAUAACACGGGCAAUUUGGCGCAAGAAACUUGCCUGCAUGCGGAAAGUUUUUCGUUCUUAAAGAUGAGUUCAAAUUUCUCGACAAUGCAAGUUUGUAAUAACAACGAUCCGUUUAUAUAGUUUUGACGGUUGUUUUCGAUACUACACUGACUCUUCUCAGAAUUACAGACUAAUGAUAUAUUGCUUCGUCCGCGUUAAGCCUUGAUUUAUGUGGAGUCAGGAGUUCUUGGCAUUGCUUUUAAUCUCGUUGGUCGCGAAGCUGACCAAAAGCAUCGAAGCUUUGAGAACGAAAAUGCAACAAUCAUAUAAACAAUAAAGAUAUGAUAAUAGUAUAUCUAGCAGGCUUUACGAGGUUAAUUCGAGGUUUAUAUAUGUACAUGGCACUCUAUUUUACUGUCAUUUGACCAUCGCGUACUUAUUGUAUUUAUGGUAACAUUUUGUGACGAUUCUUUUGUAACGGUUUUCAUCCAAAAUGAAGAAGACCCACUGUUGUACACGGUCGAAAAAAAGUUGUUCUGAAGAAUUGCUAUCAUUUGUAUAACAUACGUGAUGCACGUUCUGUCUUUCUAAAUAGUAUUUUAUAAUAAAUAACAAUAUGUUGUUUGUAUUUUAUUUCAGUUUAGGCAUUGCUAAUCAAGAGCAACGUUCCUUGGCCCAGCGGUGUGAGUUGUGGAAGAAAAGCUCUCACGAAAAGGAUUUGGUUUGUGAACGUGCAGAGAAAGACAAAGCUGUUCUGUCUGAGAAGAUUCAGGUGAGAAGAAUAAUAACUACUUGAUUUUUUAAGUGGAAAAGUAUAGGUUUCAUUUAUGACUGUAAGUACAUCCCUCGAAAGACUGGAAGCUAGUCAGAUUGGUUUGCUCAACUCAGUCGAAAGGCCUGGCUUCUAAGGCCUCUAAAAAUUUUUACGAGUUGACCACACAUAGAUAUACCAUUUGAAAUCUACGUUAACGAAGUUCUGGCAAUCUUUGAUGCGACAGCUUUUCUUUGAAUUGUCAGAGAUGAAGGAUAAAAAGUACCCGAACAAAGUAUGAAUAGACUUAGUCAGAUGCCGUGACAAUAUUUGGUUAGAAGGACAAAGGUCAAAAGAAAAUGCUAUUUUAUUAUCGUAAAAGGAUAUUUGACCAAUCAGAGCGCGCUUUACCUAAUAUUGAAAUUAAUUGAUACUUAUUAUUAAUUUUUCACACUUAAAUAGUGAAUUCAAAAAAACAAAAAAACAACAACAAUGUUGUAAGUUUUCCUGUUCUUUUUUUGAUGGCAUUGUGAAUGUUUGUAUGUUAUUUGUGUUCUUUUUGUGGUUGUAAUAUAAAAAUGUAGUGUACAUAGCCGUCGAAAUUUGUUUGGAUACUUUGUGUUUUGUAGUGUUUUUAAAUUUAUUUGUUACGUUUUUAUUUGUAUUCGCUAUUUGAGUAUGAAAAAUUAAUAAUUUAAGAUGUGAAAAUAAUUGAAACUUACUUCUUCUUCGCAUAGAGGGUACCAGUGAUGUACAAACGGAGGAUGACCUCUCCAUGAAAUAGAGAACAUUUUUUAAAAAAGUUUAUUUUUGACACGAACCUCGAUUGUGAUCCUAACUUAAUCCCUUCUCUUUUGUUUUAUACUUUAGUCUGAGAAGGCAGCAAAGAUUGAACUGCAAGAGUAAGUAACUCCCUUGUCAUCCUUGGCCGCGAUCAAAUACGGUCUACAGCAACUUCAGAAAUUUUUUAGUUUAGACCUAUGGUCUGAGCUAAGAGUGGAUGUUUUAAACGAAAGUCAUUGCCUUUAGUCCAAGUUACUUCCAGGAUGAAAACAGGCAACUUCUGGCUUUUUCUUAAACUUUUUGUGCAAUUAGGUCCGUUUCACGAUGAUAAUUUCAAAAGUGGCAGAACAACCUACUUGUUAUUAAGCCAAAAAGUAAAAAUGACGAUUCUAGUAUUUCUAGCACUCGAUAAAAAGACUUGUCGGAGUCGUAAUUACAAAGGCAAAGGUUUAUGAUCUUUAGUGAAGCCAGCGUCUCGAUCAAUUUACAACGCUGUCGAUCAUAAUACAGUUGAAGUCAGUUUGUCGGAUUGGUAAUCAAAGGCGGAAGAGCUAAAUCAAUCACAAUAUAUGGUAAUUAAUGGUAACCAAUAUUUUGCAUGUAUUGACUGAUUUAUUCUUCCGCUAGCUGAAAAAUGAUGACAUAAAGGGACGGAAAAGGUAGAAGUUUUGAUUUUUAUAAAGAAAUUGGCUUAUAUUUUCGCUAACAUAAACUGUCCGAAAUUCCGAAAUAGUUCCAUGUAUUUUAUUCGUACUUGAAAUUAAACGCCAUUGCUACACAGACCCCACAGGUCUGUAAGUUUGACCUUUAGGGGUCUGGAUGCGAGAUGUUUCAAGACGAGUCCAAGGCUAAGGGUAACAUGUAGGUGGGCAUAUUAUUUAUUUAUUUUUUCACUGUUUAACCUCUGUCGUUUUCAGAAAUAACGAGACCCUCAGGGUAGAAUUAGCUGCAUCCAAGAAGCAAAACGUUCUGCUUAUGCAAGAAGUGGAACUUCUCAAAGAACAGGUGGGUAAAUAAAAAAUUGGAAUUUGUCUUUAAUUGUUUUUUCGAAAGAUUUUUUUCUGGAGAAUUUCCCCAGUUUAACAUUAUCUUAUGAUGUAUGGGUUGAAUUGAGCCAAAAAAAAAAAAUCACUUUUACAGACAUAGUACGAUACGUUUAAAAAUUAUUGAUUAAAGUUGUUCUCUCCUUUUCAGAAUUACAAUCUGCGAUACUAUGGUGGAGUAAUUGGAAAAUUCCGAAGAAUGAAACGCUUCAUCGUAAAUACUUUUCGACGAUUUUCAUCAUAA